AUGGUCAUCGGUAACGAUCGUGAACCAGAUGUCGGCAAGUUAUCGGUCAGACAGUUCACUGAUGCAUGCGAGAAGGAAAAGGUAGGAAGGACCGAUGAUGAUGAUGAUGAUGAUGAUGAUGAUGAUGAUGAUGUUGAUGAUGGUGAUGAUGAUGAUGAUGAUGAUGAUGAUGAUGAUGAUGAUGAUGAUGAUGAUGAUGAUGAAAGAUGA
Dibothriocephalus latus is the source of this 210-nucleotide messenger RNA. The record is from the annotation of a GenBank genome assembly. Lineage: Eukaryota; Metazoa; Platyhelminthes; Cestoda; Diphyllobothriidea; Diphyllobothriidae.